GGGAGAUGGCACUGUAGACGUAGUCGCCAUUAAUGUCGGCUUACGCUUUUACUCGGAGAGAUUUCGUCAUUUGAGGAGAUUCGAAAUGGAUUUCGAUCGUUUCUUUCGAGGUUUUUUCAAUAUCCCUCGGAGACGCGAGGAAGAACAGAGAGAUCCUUUUCAAGAUUUCUUCGAACAACCGGAAUGUUCAGAAUGUGAAACGUGGGAAGAUGACCAGUCCGAGUUCUUUGGCAGUAGGUUUGGAUCUUUUGGUCAUGGUUCUCUCUUUACUGAAGCUUCGGAAAUGUUUAAGCACUUUGAGGAGAUGUUUCGUAACAUUGGUUUAGCGGAAUUUCCAUCAUCUGGCUUUGGUACACAAUUUCCUCAGAUAGAAGAGGCCAAUCCAAGAGACAAAAUGUUGAAAAAUCCUGACUUUGAUGACAGAAUGAAUAGAAAAAGAGAGAACUUUUCUAUUGGUAGUUGGAUUGAUUCUCAGAAAAAUUUAGAAUCGAAACAAGAUAUGGAUUUAGACGACAGAGUGGCAAAAGACGGUCUCUCUGGCCUGUUGAAAGAGGAAAUUCCGGAAGGACCGUCGGAGAAUCCGCCCGGGAGGCGUACUUUUAGCAGUUUCGUAUCCAUCCGGACCUUCACCACCGCCGACGGGAAAACGGAAGAGAGGAGAACGGUGAGGGACGAGCGAGGAAACGUCGACACCCUGGUACGCAGGAGCGUGGGAGACGCCACCCAUUCCGUGGUCACCAAGACUCAGGCCGGCGGUCGGACGGAGAAGAGGGAGGAGUUCGUCAACGUGGACCAAAACGAUCCGGACUCCUUCGAAGAGAAGUGGCGCGGCUCGACUUCCCUCCGUCCCUCCUACUCGGACAUCUUUCGUCGGCUGUUCGGAUCCCACCCCCCGCGGGACUGAGGUCGGACCCCUCUCCUUCCUAGACGCACUCUGACGUAAAGCGGAUGUAAUUUAUUAACUCGUGUGGAAAAUAAAGAUAGUUUGAUUAA
This is a messenger RNA of Centruroides sculpturatus (bark scorpion), 993 nucleotides long. RefSeq lists its product as uncharacterized. Gene Ontology annotation, cellular component: clathrin-coated vesicle; apical plasma membrane; sarcoplasmic reticulum. The record is from RefSeq and is a predicted model, not a curated record. The transcript has 7 exons. Gene Ontology annotation, biological process: regulation of actin filament polymerization; negative regulation of apoptotic process. Bases 86 to 904 code for a protein of 272 amino acids. Lineage: Eukaryota; Metazoa; Arthropoda; Arachnida; Scorpiones; Buthidae.